AUGCGGUUCUCAAAAUUACUCUUGAAUGUGAAGUUGGAAGUCAACACAUUCAACUUAGUUACGAUCACCAAUUUCCACCUGGAAACUGCGAUUUCUCAAAUGAACAAGUUCAUCGAGACACAACAACGUUUUGCUGCUCUUCUAUGUGAACUCAAUUUAUUUUGUCGCAUGAAGCAUGAGAAAUUCUCACGAAUGACAAUUUCGAGAAAGAAAGCAAGAACACUAGCAAAACUGACAAGCUCCUUAUGUCGACCUCAUAACGCAGUUCCCGAUUCAAAUAGCACAAGUCGACGUAUUCACAUUCUUUCCGGCACUGUCUUCACAAAACCACAACCUGACGUACUGUCACUUGGUUUGAGCUUCAAGAUUCCCCAAAAGAAGGUGAACGAGAUUCAAACAAUAGUUGAAUUCGAAAACCCGUUUGACAAAUUUAAAGAUCUUUUGGCAACCUCGGCAGAUGAUACUGGUUGGCUUCGUGCUAAAAUGGUGGACAUUUCGCACACCUUCCUUUCUGCCCCUACAGACAACAAGCUUGGUUCAAAGCAGAACACUAUAAAGCCAUUCAAGAAUUUCGGACGAUGUCCGAACUAA
Echinostoma caproni is the source of this 591-nucleotide messenger RNA. The record is from the annotation of a GenBank genome assembly. Lineage: Eukaryota; Metazoa; Platyhelminthes; Trematoda; Plagiorchiida; Echinostomatidae.